AUGGCCCAGCCCGGACAAGCCGCGACGCCGGCGCCCAGAGCCGCCCUGCCCUGGAGCGCGCACAGCCUGCGGGGCUGCCCGCUGCCCCGCCCCUCCAGAGUGGACGCCGUCAGCCUCGGCAGGUACCGGGGCUCCGCCACCGCCUCCCGGCAGGCCUCCGUGCAUGGCUCGCUGACGCACUCGGGAGCGGGCUCGGGGCGCCGGCGGGGAAUGCUGCGGGAGCUGCUGGGGCUGCAGGGAGCCGCUCCCGCCGGGUGGCAGCCCGAGGGGCGCACGGAGGAGCAGCCCCCGGGCGGGCCGAACGGCGCGGGCAGCGGCAGGCUGUGCCUGGAGCCCCGGGAGCACGCGUGGAUACUGGCGGCCGCCGAGGGCCGCUUUGAGGUGCUGCGGGAGCUGCUGGAAGCCGAGCCGGCGCUGCUCCUUCGGGGCGACCCGAUCACCGGCUACUCGGUGCUGCACUGGCUGGCCAAGCACGGGCGCCACGAGGAGCUCAUCUUGGUGCACGAAUUCGCCAAGCGCCGGGGUCUGCAGCUCGACGUGAGCGCCCCGGGCAGCGGCGGCCUCACGCCCCUUCACCUGGCGGCUCUGCAGGGCCACUACCUGGUCAUCAAGGUGCUGGUGGGCGCCUUGGGAGCUGACCCCACGCGCCGUGACCACAGCGGCCACCGGGCCUGUUACUACCUGAAGCCCGACGCACCCUGGAGCCUGCGAGAGCUGUCAGGGGCUGAAGACUGGGAGAAGGCGAGCGACAGUGAGCGGGACAACGCCAACAACAACAGCAGCAGCGGCGCCGCCCCCACCACCGGGUGGACGCUGCGAAGGACUCUGAACUCAUUGGGUGCGAUGGCCGCGGAGACGACGACGACGAGAGAGGUGGCGUUGCCCAGCAAGGAGAAGGACUCGGCGGGCAGCCGGAUGGCGCAAAUUCAGGGUUUUUUUCGCCAGAUAUUCCCCUUCUUCCAGGACCGUUGA
Pipistrellus nathusii (Nathusius's pipistrelle) is the source of this 972-nucleotide messenger RNA. The record is from the annotation of a GenBank genome assembly. Lineage: Eukaryota; Metazoa; Chordata; Mammalia; Chiroptera; Vespertilionidae.